AUGGAGCAAAACAAAGACACAGAACAAGUUGUAAACAAGAAGCUGGGUGGUUAUAGAACCAUGCCUUUUAUCAUAGCAAAUGAGACUUUCGAGAAAGUUGCAACGGUAGGACUUCAUGUGAAUAUGAUUUUGUACCUACUCAAUGAAUAUCAACUAGAACCUUCAACUGCAGCUAUCAUAAUUUUUCUAUGGAAUGCUGGAUCCAAUUUCGUGCCACUUUUUGGUGCUUUUCUUUCUGAUUCUUGUCUCGGACGGUUUCGUGUCAUUGCUUGGGGAACAAUCAUCGACCUUCUUGGAUUAAUUGUGUUAUGGUUAACUGCAAUCAUUAGACAAGCGAGGCCGCCGCGUUGCGAUGAGAAACCAUGCACGAGUGCAACAGGAGCACAGUUCUUGUUUCUUUUUUCAUCGCUUGCUUUAAUGGCGGUCGGAGCCGGUGGAAUUAGGCCUUGCUCUUUAGCUUUUGCAGCUGAUCAGAUAAACGAUCCGAAAAGUACGAAAAAUGAGAGAGUGAUGAAGAGUUUUUUUAACUGGUAUUAUGUUUCAGUUGGUGUAUCAGUAAUGGUUUCAGUGGUGUUCAUAGUGUACAUACAAGUUAAAGCUGGUUGGGUUGUUGGUUUUGGUAUUCCUGUGGGUCUUAUGUUGUUUUCUUCUGUCAUGUUUUUCUUGGGAUCUUUUAUGUAUGUUAAAGUUAAACCAAACAAGAAUUUACUUGCUGGAUUUGCUCAAGUAAUUGUUGCAUCAUGGAGAAACAGACACAUGACACUGCCUCAAAACAGCUCUGGUUUAUGGUAUUUUCAUAGUGGUUCUAUUCUUGUUCAUCCUACGGAUAAAGCAAGGUUCUUGAACAAGGCAUGCAUUAUGAAGAAUAGAGAGAAAGAUUUAGACUCCAACGGUAUGCCAAUUGAUCCAUGGAGUUUGUGUACAGUAAGACAAGUAGAGGAAUUGAAAGCAGUGAUCAAAGUUCUUCCCAUUUGGUCAACUGGAAUCACAAUUGGCAUUACAAUAAGCCAACAAUCAUUUUCUGUGGUCCAAGCAAACACUAUGAACAGAAAGUUUCACAACUUUGAGAUUCCAUCAACAAGUUUCACUGCAUUCAGCAUCCUCACAUUAACCAUAUGGGUAGCUAUAUAUGACCGUAUCAUAGUCCCUUUGUUAGCAAACUACACAAAAAGAGGAAAAGGACUUAGUUUAAAGCAAAGAAUGGGAAUUGGUAUAGCAAUCUCGUGUUUAUCUACCGCAGUGGCUGCAUUAGUAGAGAAAAAGAGAAGAAACCAAGCAUUAAGAGAAGGGUUAAUGAAUAAUCCUAAAGGUAUAGUGAACAUGACAGCGAUGUGGUUAGUGCCUCAACAAUGUUUGGUUGGUUUUGCUGAGGCUUUUAAUGUCAUUGGACAGAUUGAGUUUUUUUAUUCUCAGUUUCCUAAAACUAUGUCUAGCAUUGCUGUUUCAUUUUUUGCUCUUGGACUUGGGACAGGGAAUUUGGUGGCUAGUAUUAUAGUUAAGGUUGUUAAGAUUGGGACACAAGGAGAAGGAAAAGUUAGUUGGUUAGCAUCAAAUAUCAAUCAAGGGCACUAUGAUUACUACUAUUGGCUACUUACUAUUCUAAGCUUGGUUAAUUUGUUUUACUUCUUAUUGUGUAGUUGGGCUUAUGGGAGUGUGGAAGAGAUUAAAAAUUGGGAUGAAGAGGUUGAUGCUAAAUGA
Molecule: messenger RNA, 1698 nt
Organism: Lathyrus sativus (Indian pea)
Lineage: Eukaryota; Viridiplantae; Streptophyta; Magnoliopsida; Fabales; Fabaceae
Source: the annotation of a GenBank genome assembly